Molecule: messenger RNA, 6475 nt
Organism: Talpa occidentalis (Iberian mole)
Lineage: Eukaryota; Metazoa; Chordata; Mammalia; Eulipotyphla; Talpidae
Gene: GTF3C6
Product: general transcription factor IIIC subunit 6
Exons: 4
Coding region: 331-909 (192 amino acids)
Biological process (GO): transcription by RNA polymerase III
Cellular component (GO): transcription factor TFIIIC complex
Source: RefSeq, a predicted model, not a curated record
AGAUAGAUGAAACUCCUUUUAAAAUAUGAUUCUCAGGGGCCUCCCUGGUGGUGCAAGGUGUUAGUACUAUGAAGCAAUCCGCAGCCUCUGCAGCACCAGUUUGAUCCCCUGCCAGGGAGGUGACCCACAUGACGCAGCAGACCUCUUCUGAUUCUCCCGCUGUUUUUCAGUAGAUCUUCCUGUUCUGUUCCUCACUCUGUCUCUGGUGAAUCCUCUCACCCCCUCCCUUGCACUUCUGGCCUGUACACCAGUUCUUGUAUGCAUAAAUAAAUACAUCUUAAAAAAAGAAAAAAGGGCCUCCCUGGUGGUGAAGGGGUUAAGACACAACCUAUGAAGCUGUCCACAGCCUCUGCAGCAAGAGUUCGACCCCGGCUGGCCAUGGAGCAACCCACAUGGUGCAGCAGACCUCUCCUGACUUGCCUGCUGCUCCCUUCUGCAGUGUACUUAGACACUCUUGGGACCUGUGUUAUAUUUGAAGAAAAUGUUGAACAUGUGGAUGCAGAAGGCAAUAAUAAAACAGUGCUAAAAUAUAAAUGUCAUACAAUGAAGAAGCUCAGCAUGACAAGAACUCUACUGACAGAGAAGAAGGAAGGAGAAGAAAAUAUAGGUGGUGUGGAAUGGCUGCAAAUAAAGGAUAAUGAUUUCUCCUAUAGACCCAAUAUGAUUUGUAGCUUUCUGCAUGAAAAUGAAGAUGAAGAAGCUGUAGCUUCAGCAUCAGAUAAACCUUUAGAAUUGGAAGAGCAAGAGAUUCAAAUGAAAGAGAAUUUAAACCUAAGUUCUGAACAAGAGAAACCAUCACACUUGGAAUUGGAGGAUUCUGCUCCUCUUAUUCCUGUUCCUUCUCUUGAGAUGGAAGGUUCUGUUUUUAUGGAAUCUCAGGAUACUGCCUUAGAAAUCACUCCUAGGUGAAAUGUUUCUCAAAGCUGUGAACUUUUUAUUUUUAGAAUUUUUGUAUAAAAUGAUUGUAACUUUGAACUGUUCACUAUUGUUUUUUGUCGACUGUAUACACAUUCCUAAUGAUUGCUCAACUUAAUAUACCAGGAUCAUAAAGGACCAGGUAUGAAUUGAAUUUUUUAAAAUAUGAUUUAAAUGACUAUAGGUACCCUUUUUUGAUGAAUUCUUUAACUUAGAAGCUUUGCUAAGGUAAGUGUAUAUGUUUUCUAUUGCAGUCAUCACAAAUUACCACAGACUUAGUGACAUAAACAACACAAGUGUAUAUUUUUACAGUUUUGCAGGUCAGCCAUCUGACAUGGGUUUCACUUGAUUUGAAAUCAGGGUGUUGGCAGGACUUUGUUCUUUUCUGGAGGCUGGGAGUGGAAUGGGGGACUUUAUUUCUUUGUUCAUUUAGUUGUGGCAGAAUUAAAUUUCUUAAAAUUGAAGGAUCAAGGUCCCAUUUCCUUGCUGUCAACUCAGCGUCUAACAGCUAUCCACAUUCCUUGACUCAUGAUUCCCUUCUCUUCAAAGCCAUUAAUAGUCAAACCCUCUUUUUGAGCCUUUUCAGCUAUUUCCAUUAUCCUAGGUCUGACCAGCCCUCUGCCUUCCACUUUUAAAGGUCCAUUUGAUUACAGUGGCCCCAUGUGGAUGAUCUCUUUAUUUAAGAUCUGUAAACUUAAUUCCAUCUGCAGAGUUCCUUUUGCUAUGUAAUUUAUCAUAAACAGACAUAAAACUGAUUAUUAGAGCAUGAAAUCUUUGGAGGACCAUUUUCUAGUCUAGACAUUGAGUAUUAUAUCUAGAAAUAGAGAAAGAAUUUAGAAGUGCUUAAGGAUAAGGAUACUGUUCUUUUGAUAUUCCAACUUUAAUUCCACUUAUUUUCCAGUUGAGAAAAACUGGAUUUAAGUUUGUUAGUAACAGUCAUCCUAUUAUGGCAUUACCUUAGAUCUAGUCUAGUUUGUAUUUUUUUUACUAAAUUAUUCACAAACUUUAAUACUUUGUUAUAGGGUGAACUAUAUGGGCAGUAUUUGUUUGUGUUUGAGUGCUAUUGCACUUUCAUAUGGUUUAACCUGGUACAAUGAGGUUUAAAAUCCACCUCAUUGUAUCUCACAACUGUUAGAGAUAUAACUGUUGUGACAAAUUAGAGAACUAACAUUCUAAGAUGAACAAUUUUUCUCUUCACUAAGUCUUGUAACUUUUAGUUGGAAAAUAGCUUUUGCUGACUAAUAGUAUUUCCAAAUCAUAAGUACAUACAUAUCCCAAUUUUUAUAUCACUUUUUUAGUCUCAGCUUUUGAUUAUUAAAAAGCUUAUUUUCCCCAUAAUAUGUAUGUGUAGGAGAGACUGCUAGCACCUGACCCACUCACUGUUCUUCCUUUUUUUCUUUGUAACAGAAUCCCAGAAUUUAUUCAGGUUAGCUAUGAGCCCUUCUUUCCUUGCAUACAUAUGUGACUGUCUACUAAAUUCUAGCCAGUUACACGGAAUUAUAAGUGUAACACUUUGGAUGCUUCUAGGAAGUUUCCUUAAACUUUAAGGCUUAAAGGGAAAUGGUCUAGUUCCUUUUCUCUUUCUUCCUGCUAGAACAUGGAUGUGGUGGCUAGAGCCCCAGCAGGCUUCUUAGACAAUAAAAUAGCCUUGGAAAUAAAAACCAUGAGAGGCAGAGAAAUAAGAUAAGGAAGAUUAGAUUCUGAUAUUGAAUGUUUCCUUGGGCUACUGUACAUACAGUUAAUAAAAUGUCAGGUGUAAUACCAGGCAAUGUUAUGAUUAGAAAUUACCCUUUAUUGGUAAACAAUCUGGAUGAGGAAUUAUAAAUGCCUACUGAAAAACACAACCUUUGGGCUUGAGUGCUGUGUGUCUUAUUGCAAAGAUCUCUGGAAGCUGCACUCACAGGCUGUUUCAGGAGAUACUGGUUUUCAGGUGCAUGAAGCUGUUAAGCUAGCAUGGCUUCUGCAUCUUCCCUGAUGAUCUUACUCCCUUACCCCUGCACUGAUACUUGGGAGGCUGGAGUAGAGACUUCGACUCAAAUAAGCUUUGGGCUGCUGUGCUCUUUCUUGUAAAGAUAAAUGAGACUAGUGCCAGGUUGGGUCCCACAAGGCAUAUUGGGUCCUGUGAAUGUGGAUAUCAUUCCAAACCUGUGACUACUGCUGCUGUUCAGGCAUAUGAGGCAUUGCCACUGCCCACUUCUAUGUGAGAGGAAUAACUUCUCUCAUUUUAAGUCACUCUGUAAUAGCCACACAAUCCUAACUGAUACAUAUGCAUUUUAGAAAACAUGAAAAAUAGAAGAGUAUAGAGUGGAAGAUUCUUGAAAUUUGUAAUUUUGCAAAUAAAAACUGACUUAAUGUGUUGAAGGGGAAAAUAAAGUCAUAAAUUCUGAAGAGACCAUGAUAGGUUUUAUUUUUUAUUUUUUUAGAAUUAGUUGUAAAUUUUUUUUUUUUUAAGAUUUAUUUAUUUAUACAAGCACUGGGUACAGUCAGAAGCGCGGGAGGUGAGAGAAUUCACCAGAGCCAGAGCGGAGAGCAGAACAGGCAGACUGACGAAGCACACUGCUGAGGGGAGCAGCGGGCGGAAGGAGAGGUCUGUCGCGCCAUGUGGGACCCACCGCCUGGGAUGGAACGGGCGCUGCAGAAGCUGCGGGUAGCUUCGCGGGCCAGCGCUCAACCACUGCGCCACCGGGGAGGCCCCAGGAUGGAUUUUAAUUUGUUACCUAUAUCUGUGUUUGGAAUUUAGUAAAAUCAAAUCUUAUGUUCCAACUACACACUCUUUUUAUAAGACUAGAACUUCUUCUAUGAAUUUCUCUACCAUUGAUCUUACUUACUAGCCAGAAUUACUUGCAAACUAAUCUUAGAACUAGUCUCUCUUGUAGCUGUUACACUACUACUUCCAACUCUAAAUUCAGUGGGUAAUAUUUUUUUUUCUUUUUUUUUUAAGAUUUAUUAUUUAUUUGUUUGUUUGUUUAUACAAGCACUGGGUACAGUCAGAAGCGCGGGAGGGUGAGAGAAUUCACCGAGCCAGAGCGGGGAGCAGAGCAGGCAGAAGGACUAAAGUACACUACAGAGGGGAGCAGCGGGCGGCAGGAGAGGUCUGUGCGCCUUUGCAGGACCCUCCUCCGGUGGCAGGGGAGCAGCCGGGGAUCGAACCGGCGCUGCAGAGCUGCGGGCAGCCUCGCAACCCAGCGCUCAACCGCUGCCCCACCAGGGAGGCCCUCAGUGGGUAAUAUUUGUUUACAAAUAAUGACAUUCUCCCUAGAAGGAUCAAGUUGUUAAAGUACAUUAUGGAGAAUUGUAUAUUAAGGCCAUUAUAGAAAUGUUUGAAAAUCUACCCAUUUGUUCAUUAUAUAUUACAUAGCUGAUGAUAGCAGAUUGACAGAUAUAGCCAGCUUGGUGAAACUAUUGAUAAUACGUGUAUUUCUAUUCACAUACAUUAUAAUUUUUUAGACUCUACUGUUUUCAUUUCCUUUCAUUCCAACAAUUUAUAUAAACUUAUAUAAAACCUAAUGCAUCAGGUUUAUAUUUCCUUCCAGAAAUGUUUUCACUGAUUCUGGAAAUACUUUGCUGUCUUUAAUAAUGUCCAUACUUAUUUUCUUGUGAAAUAAGAAAAUCUUGUUUAUUAUCUAUGCUGCCAAAGCAAACACAAGAAGAACACUUAAUUCAGUACAGAGUUAAUAUACACCUUUGUUAGUUACAAUAUGUACUAAAUCAACAUCUAGUAUUCUGUUUCUUAAAAAAACUUUUUUUGUUUAACAUGGAGGGGUAUUAUGCUAUUUUGCAUCUAGAUUUAAUGUAGCCAUACCUGUAUAUUAUUAAUAAGAAUGUCAAGGUAACAGAUCCCACUUUUCUCAGAUCCAAAGUAAUAUUUCUUUCACUAUCAUGACUUUUUUUUUAAUAUCCAAAAUGGCAGGUUUAUUAUAAAAAGGGAGAGAAGAAUAAAGGACACUUGCAUAGACACAAGCAUGCAGAAAGAUCUGCUCUGAAAAAGACAAGUUUGAUAAGAGGCCUGCAAUGUCACAGGUGGGCAGCCUUAGAAGAAGAGCUGCCUCUGUCCCUUUGCAAGGGGAGGCCAGUAGAGUGAAGUGCCCGCAGAGUCACAGGUGGGCAGGAGGGCUGCUACCACUAUCAUGUCUUAAACUCUUUAUUUUCCUCAUAUUCCAUGCUCCCAUUUGGUGAUUAUAUUCAUUUCCUAUCACUGCUGUAACAAAUUGCCAUAAACUCAGUGCCUUAAAACACCAUAAAUUUAUUUAAGUAUUUCCUCUUUUGCUGCAAAUGGGGUAGUUCAGUCUAAAGCUUUGUUUUGGAUAAUUUUCUAUACAUAAAAUAAUUUUAUAAAUUCUUCAAGAAAUCAUGCCAAGAUCCAAUUCAUUAAGACAUCUGAGUGAUAAAACAUUUCUGAUACAAGUCUUUCUUCAAGUCCUUUUUUCUGUAUGUUUAAUGAUUAUGUAUCUAAAACCAUAACCAAAUAGAUAGUUCAGCAAUGUAAUUAUUAUUACUAGUCUUAGUGCUUGAAAAGUUCCAAGUAAUGUGAACACAUUAAUUCUAUGAAUCUGGCAACAUUAGUAAUAAUACAAUAUUUUACAUCACUGUAGUAACUUUAAUCCAGUCCUUUCUCUAGUUCAGUUCCCACAGCUAUAAAAUCAUAAGAGCUCAGAAAAUCAACAGUUGUUUAUAUGUUUAAGGCAAACUAAUUUGGAAGUAUUAUCUGACCUGAACUGAUAAAAAGUUUCUUACACUCUGUUUUUUUUUUUUUGCUACAAAAUUACUGAUGCAUAAAUAAUUACUUUUGAUUAUAAGGUAUUGCCCCAAAUUGCACUAAUUAACAGUACCCAAUAUUUAUAUCAAAUUACUUUUUACAAAUCUGAAAAUAUCUUAAUUCCAACAUACCACUAGCCAUAAGUGUUUCAGCUACAUUGUAGACAUCUGUUUUUACUUUCAUUUUUUAAAAAUUUAUUUAUUUAUACAAGAGCUGGGGUACAGUCAGAGGUGCAGAAGAGUGAGAGAAUUCAUUUACCAGAGACAGAGCAGGGAGCAGAACAGGCAGAUGGACUGAAGACACUGCUGAGGGGAGCAGCAGGCGAGACAGGAGAGGUCUGCCGUGCCAUGUGGGUUUCUCCCCGGCCAGCUGGGAAUUGAACCUGCUCUGCAAAGGCUGCAGAUAGCUCCACAGCGUGGCGCUCAACCUGCUGUGCCACUGGGGAGGCCCUGUAGACAUUUAUUUCCAUCUCUAAUAUCCCUUUGUCCUUUUCUCCCUCCCUGACUCCCUCAAUCAUAGAAAACUCAAUAGGUUUAUUAAUGUCUACUAGUUCUAUUAGUUUUUUUACUUUGUCAAAUCAACCAUGAUGUAAACGUCCAGUAUUUGUCUUUGUCGUUCUGAUUUGCUUUACUACACAUUAUUCCCUUGAACGCCCUCCAUUUUGUUGUAAGUGGCUGCAUUUUAUCUCUCCUUGUGACUGAAUAGUAUUCCAUGGUGUGGAUAUGCCAUAUCUCAAUCCAGUCCUCUAGUGAUGGGCAUUUAGGCUACUUUCAUGCCCUAGCUAUUGUAAAUAAUGCUGCAAUA